AUGUCCUCGUCGUCGCGAGCCCUCGCACAGCUUGCGGUGCCCCGUCCGGGUGCCGCUUUGCUCCAGUCCUCCUCCCAGGUCCCCAGAUUAUUCAUCCAGUCAUCACGCAAGACUGUGGCCGCCAGACCUGCCUUUGGUAGCUUACAAGGACCUGUCUCGAGGCAGUUCAGGCGCGGGUAUGCCGACCAGGCCGCUCCUGCCCCUCAGCCCCCCAAGAAGCGCCGAUUCCGGACGCUGAGGUGGGCGUGGAGGUUGGGAUACCUCUCUGCCAUCGCCGGUGUCGCCUACAUCGGCUACGGCAUCUACGAGGACAGACACCCAGAACCCCAGACCGAACCAGACCCGACCAAGAAGACGCUUGUCAUUCUCGGCACGGGCUGGGGCUCUGUCUCCCUCCUGAAGCGUCUCGACACCGAAAACUACAAUGUCAUCGUCAUCUCGCCGCGCAACUACUUCCUCUUCACCCCCCUUCUCCCAUCAUGCACGACCGGCACCAUCGAGCACCGCUCCAUCAUGGAGCCCAUCCGCACAAUUCUGCGCUCCAAGAAGGCGAGCGUAAGAUUCUACGAGGCCGAAGCUAGUUCCAUCGACCCCGACCGCAAGGUGGUGCGCAUCUUUGACAACUCAGAAGUCAAGGGUGACAUGACCGAGACCGAGGUCCCCUACGACAUGCUGGUGGUUGGUGUUGGUGCCGAGAACGCGACCUUUGGCAUCCCUGGCGUCCGCGAGCACUCAUGCUUCCUGAAGGAGAUUGGUGACGCUCAAAGAAUCCGCAAAAGGAUCAUGGACUGCGUCGAGACGGCUGCCUUCAAGGACCAGUCGCCCGAGGAGAUUGACCGUCUCAUGCACAUGGUGGUGGUUGGCGGUGGCCCGACUGGUGUCGAGUUCGCCGGCGAGCUGCAGGACUUCUUCGAGGAGGACAUCAAGAAGCUGGUUCCCGAGAUCAGCGAUCGCUUCCGCGUGACGCUGAUCGAGGCUCUCCCCAACGUCCUCCCUAGCUUCUCCAAGCAGCUCAUCGAGUACACCGAGAGCACCUUCAAGGAGGAAAAGAUCAACAUUCACACCAAGACCAUGGUCAAGAAGGUCACAGACAAGACGGUUGAGGCUGUGGCUACUCGCCCUGACGGCACCAAGGAGACGAUUGUAUUCCCCUACGGUCUUCUCGUCUGGGCUACCGGCAACGCCGUUCGUCCCGUCGUCCAGGAUCUCAUGCAGCGUAUCCCUGCGCAAAAGAACUCACGCCGCGGCCUCGCUGUAAACGAGUAUCUUGUUGUGCAAGGUGCCCGCGACAUCUGGGCUGUCGGUGACUGCGCCGUUGCCGGCUACGCCCCCACCGCCCAGGUUGCCAGUCAAGAGGGCAACUUCCUCGCGCGCCUGUUCAACAACAUGGCCAGGACUGAGGCUCUCGAGAACAAGAUUGCUGAGCUCAGCGGUUCUCUCAACCUCCAGCCCGGCAACACGGCCGAGAUCUCGCGUGAGAUUGAGGAGUAUGAGCGUCAGCUCCGCCGCAUCAAGGACGUGAAGCCCUUCCACUACAGUCACCAGGGUUCCCUCGCUUAUAUUGGCAGCGAGAAGGCUGUCGCUGACGUCACAUGGUUCAACGGCAACGUUGCCGCCGCCGGUGGUUUGACCUACCUCUUUUGGAGAAGCGCCUACAUCAGCAUGUGCUUCAGCACCAGGAAUCGUCUGCUGGUCAUCAACGACUGGCUCAAGUCCAAGCUCUUCGGUCGCGAUCUUUCUCGCGAGUAG
This is a messenger RNA of Podospora anserina S mat+, 1749 nucleotides long. RefSeq lists its product as uncharacterized. The transcript is spliced from 2 exons. NCBI's taxonomy places the organism in Eukaryota, Fungi, Ascomycota, Sordariomycetes, Sordariales, Podosporaceae. Gene Ontology annotation, molecular function: NADH dehydrogenase activity. The coding region runs from base 1 to 1749 and encodes 582 amino acids. The record is from RefSeq and is a predicted model, not a curated record.